This is a messenger RNA of Physella acuta, 637 nucleotides long. RefSeq lists its product as uncharacterized. Lineage: Eukaryota; Metazoa; Mollusca; Gastropoda; Physidae. The record is from RefSeq and is a predicted model, not a curated record.
AAAAAUUUUAUUUAAUGUUAAUUACAGUUUGGUUCUGAAACUAAUACGUUGUAUUUUUUUUUUAAAUAUAAAGUUUUAAAGUGUUGAAUUCUGGGGCAGUUGGAGCGCGAACAAGAUGGCGUGUGUCGUAUGGAUGAACGCCCUGCUUUUCUUGGCUGUGGCUCUCUGUGUGGUCACGGUGUCACGGUCCCAGGUUCCAGCCCAGCAGACGAAUGAGCAGACAAAUGGAGCGUCAAUUCUGCAACAAUUGGCAUCGUUGAGGAACGGAACUCGCCAGAUUCCCGUGAACAUCAGCGAGGAGACGAUGGCCCAGCUAAACCCGAAUCUGCUGCAGUACACUAUGGCGGCGCCGACUGCUACGGAGAUCAAUUGUUACUUUGAUAUCCAAACGAUUCAACGUAUUGGUGGUCAAUGUGUGUCGGUGGGGCGGACAGGUAACCAGAGGGUGUGUCAGGCAGGGAUGUACCUGUCCAUAGUAGACGACUGCGUCGAGCAAGCCACGACCCGACCUCGCAACAACAGACGGCGUGGUAAUCGUAACAACAGACGUCACCACGAUAAGCGCUAAAGAACACGGAGCCACCGGCAUCUUUCAAACUGAGAACUAUGCUCUAAUAAACUAAUAAAAUGCAACUUU